Molecule: messenger RNA, 958 nt
Organism: Pogona vitticeps (central bearded dragon)
Lineage: Eukaryota; Metazoa; Chordata; Lepidosauria; Squamata; Agamidae
Source: RefSeq, a predicted model, not a curated record
CUUGAAUUAAGAGGGCUUUUCCAGAGAUGGCGCUUGCAAAAGAUCACAGGCUGACCAUGAAUGAUGGCAACAAAAUCCCUGUCCUUGGAUUCGGCACCUAUUGCGCAGACCCCAGCCAAAAAAGCAAGUGCGAGGAAGCUGUCAAGACAGCAAUAGAAGUUGGCUUCCGUCACAUUGAUGGUGCAUAUAUCUACGACACCGAAGAGCAGGUUGGACACGCUGUUCGUCAGAAGAUUGCUGAUGGGACAAUAAAAAGGGAAGACGUUUUUUACACUGGAAAGCUUUGGAAUACCUUCCACCGGCCUGAGUUAGUUCGGAAGUGCUUAGAAGAAUCGCUGAAGAAGCUCCAGUUUGACUACAUCGAUCUGUUCAUAAUACACAACCCUUAUUCUCUGAAGCCUGGACCAGAAUUAUUGCCCAAGGGAGAAAAUGGAAAAUUCAUUACUGAUGUUGUAGAUCUUCGUAAAACAUGGGAGGCGAUGGAGGCGUGCAAAGACGCAGGCUUGGUGAAGUCUAUUGGAGUGUCUAAUUUCACCAUUAAGCAGCUGGAGAUGAUCCUGAACAAGCCAGGGCUGAAAUACAAGCCUGUUUUGAACCAGGUUGAAUGCCAUGCUUAUUGGAGCCGAAACAAGCUGCUGGCCUUCUGCAAAUCCCAUGGGAUCCUCCUGGAAGCAUAUAGUGUCUUGGGAUCUCAGAGGGAUCCUGCAUGGAUAGAUCAGAACAUACCUGUUCUGCUUGAAGACCCAGUCUUGAACGCCAUUGCCAAGAAAUACCACCGAACCCCAGCUCAGGUGGCCCUACGCCAUCAGUUGCAACGUGGUGUGGUGGUCAUUGUGAAAUCUUUCAACAAACAUCGCAUUGAGGAACAAAUCCAGGUAUUUGAUUUCUCUCUCUCCGAGGAAGACAUGAAAGCCCUUGAUGGCAUCAAUAGAAACCAGAAAUACCUUAAAGAUGGACU